Molecule: messenger RNA, 354 nt
Organism: Sclerotinia sclerotiorum 1980 UF-70
Lineage: Eukaryota; Fungi; Ascomycota; Leotiomycetes; Helotiales; Sclerotiniaceae
Exons: 1
Coding region: 1-354 (117 amino acids)
Source: RefSeq, a predicted model, not a curated record
AUGGCCGGUUAUCUUUGUUCAUACACCAACCCCACAGAGGACAAGAAUUGCCUUCGUUGUGGGGCUGUCAAAGCAGGCGAAUUUGUCAAGCAACCUGUCACCAUCACCUUCGGAGACGAUGAAUGCCAAAUCCCGACCAUUUUUUUUAAAGCGCAGAUAUCUCGAAAGGAUAAGGAAGGUCAUAAAGCAAAGCCUUCGUGUAUGAAGGUAGAGAUUGAGUUCUUUCAUGUUAAAUUUUUGGUUGUGCUUUUUAAGGAUUGCGGAAAGCCAGUCAGGGUUUCCGUUGUCCGCAAAGAUGCAUCCUCAAACCUGAAGGAUAGUAUUAAGUCCGUCGAGCUCGAGUUACCUUUGUAG